This is a messenger RNA of Coffea arabica (coffee), 438 nucleotides long. The record is from RefSeq and is a predicted model, not a curated record. NCBI's taxonomy places the organism in Eukaryota, Viridiplantae, Streptophyta, Magnoliopsida, Gentianales, Rubiaceae.
AUGGUGGACUUUUUGAGGGCCAAGGAAGGUCGGCUGGUGAGCCAAGGCGAGGUGAACAUUGUAACAAUUUUUAACAUGUUGCACAAUAUAUUGUUGUCAAGAGAUCUUGCUGGUUUGGAAGAAGAGGGCAUAGAGAGUGGUAUCAAAUCUCUUGUAACAACAGCCAUGGAAGUGUCUGCUGCUCAAAAUGAAUUGUUUCAGGCGGUCAGAGACACCAGUACCUGUACAAUUCAAUGGAAAAUGGCUGAGCUUGUAAAAAAUCCAGAAAAGAUGAAGCAAGUUCAUGAAGAGCUCCAAAGAGAAAUCAAGCAUAAUUUUCUGAGAGAAUCACAUCCAAUGCAGCAGCUACCUUAUCUCGAGGCCUGUGUUAAAGAAGCUCUGCAGUUGCAUCCUCCUGCACCAUUGCUACUUCCUCACCAUGCAUCGUACAAUACCUAA